Messenger RNA from Caenorhabditis angaria, 3476 nucleotides. The record is from the annotation of a GenBank genome assembly. Lineage: Eukaryota; Metazoa; Nematoda; Chromadorea; Rhabditida; Rhabditidae.
AUGUCGAUUUUUGGAGCAUUGAAAAUCUCGUAGGUUUCAGUGUGUUGUACUGUACCUUUUUAACAAUACUUGCUUUUUACCUCUAUUAUUUCGAAGUUUUUGUUGAAAAUAGUUGAAAACAAAAAAACUAUGUUUUCAGCUUGGUCGAACGAAUUUGGGCAAACAUGGCACUUUUUGCAAAACAACUUCAGGUCAGUGAAAUAUUACGAGUUUUGCAGACUUUUCAGAUGAACCCUGGUUCAAUCUCGAAAAGUUUGGCAUAAAUAUUAGGUCCGAGCUCUUGAAUUUGUCUAACACCGAAAUUAUUUUUUAAAAGUUGUUUUAAAUUAGCUUCAACUGAAAAAUUUCAGCCCGGCCUUUUUACCAAAACAAUUGAAUGUUUUCAGACUAUUACCGCUGGCGGUCUUCGUUCUCAACAAGUUCGAAUGGCAAGUAACGAGGUUUCAUUCCACACAAAGGUUGGUUUUUCUUUCUCAAUUUUCUAGAAAAUUUAAAAAAAAACAAAAUGAGAUAUGUAUUAUAUAGUUUAUUAUUAUUCCAAAUAUUCAAACAAAAAUAUUAAAUAUCACCGAAUCAAAAUAAAUUGCGAAAUAAAUAUUAAACUCGAGCAAUGUUUGAGUAAUAAUUAUCGCGGAAGAGCUUCAGUUUCACCAAAUGAAGAUGCAUUGCAUAAAAGUAGACAACGUCGUGAAUGAUUGAGAAGAAAAGUAAAACUCCAAGAAGAUUGAGAGGAAUAUCAUCUGAAAAGAAACAUGGUUUUCAUGAUUUUUUAAUACAUUCAUUUUAUAAACUUACAAUAUUCAAUUUUCGAAUCCAAAAAUUGUUUGAAUUUGAUUAUGAAUAAAAUUGCUGUUCCAAAUGUAGCAAUGAUUGCGACAAAAAUGUAGAGAGGCAUGAAAAUUCGACGAGUGAAUAAUAGUCCACUGAUUAGGAGUGCUACAAUUGCAAGCCAUUCGACCAUUACAACUCGAGUUAAUGUAGCUUCAUCUAGAAAAAUUAUUCAAUCAUUUUUUAAAAUAUUAUGAUUAGUUGAACUUACCAAAAUGGUCGUUCAUACUUCUAUGAGUAUAAUUUCCAUAUUGAUGAAGAAAACAUCCAGCAUAAUAGCAGAUAGCAAUAAUUGCAAUCAGUAGAUAUGUUAGAGCUCCAAUUGAUGAAUGGGCAAUCCAUUCUAUAUCGAUCUUUUUAGAAUUUGAGGCAUCUCUCAAAACCAUUGUUCGUGCAUCGAUUGUAAGCGGCUGAAAAAUAUAAAUGAAAUAAUAAUUGCAUAGAAACGAAAGAGAAAAGUAUGUAAUUAUUUAGAGAAAUAACAAGUAAUGACUUACCUUAUCAGAACUGACAGUGAAAUCAGAUGGUGGAAUAUAGAAAUAUGAGUUCUCGGCAUCUCUAAUCGAAUAUUUGUUCGAUUUUGAUGAACCAGGAGUAAAAUAUAGAGAUGGCACUGGUGAAGCAGCAAAGUUUGUAUGAGAAGUCAUUUAGAUAGUAAUUAUCGAAAUUAUGGUAAUUUAUGGUCCGAUUACAUUUCUUUUUAUAGUCACUCUUUUAUAAGCCACGCCCCUUUUCAAACCACGCCCAUUUUUUUACCACAUUGGUGUUAUGCGGUAAUCUCUUUGUAAUAAGCACACUUAGGUGUGAAAAAUUUAAAUUGGUUGCCACGUUUGUUCGAAUAAGAAACAAUAGGAGAUAAUGGUUUGGCGUGAAGUUUUGGGGGUGUUAAUAUAAAUAUUGUUGAAUAUAUAAUUGAAUUGAAGAUGUUUGGUGGGAGGUGAUGAAUUUCACUCGACAGCAAUUCGAAAUAACAUUGAAUCAUCUCAAAGCAAUUUUAGAAAAUGGAAAUAUUCAUAGAAACAUUUUUUAAAUUUCUUGAAACGUGAACUGUGACGUGGCAAUUUGGAAAAGUGAUUUUUUUUUCAUUUUUAAAAAUCUAUUUUUAUGAAUUCACACUGUUAUUUUGGUUAUUCUGAGAAAAAUAAAGAGUUCCAGAUUUUUCUUGCAAAGGAAGUUCAUACGGUCUGAACAGCCUUACCUUAAAAAUCGCGAAAAUAAAAACUUAAUCCUUAUUUGCUCAAUUUUUCUGGAAAUUGCUUCAGAAACGAGAAAAAUGCCGAUAAACAUAUUCUUCCCGAAAUGUGUUAAUUCGGCACACUUUUAAAGUGUCAAUUGUGGUCAUUUAACACAAAAGCGUGAAGCCUUUCAAGUUUUUUCGCACUUUUUUGAGAAUGUUUGCCCUGAGCAAGUUAUCAAAUGUUCAAAUUAUUUCAGCCAUACAAAUUGCAUAAACUCGACAACGGACCAAAUACAUCGGUUACAUUGAAUCGUGACGAUGCUCUCAGUUAUUAUCGUCAAAUGCAAGUAAUUCGUCGAAUGGAAUCGGCUGCUGGAAAUCUUUACAAAGAGAAGAAAAUCCGCGGAUUCUGUCAUUUGUAUUCUGGACAAGAAGCUUGUGCAGUUGGAAUGAAAGCAGCAAUGGUUCAAGGCGAUGCUGUUAUUACUGCUUAUCGUUGUCACGGAUGGACUUAUUUGUUAGGAUCGACUGUUACUCAAGUUUUGGCUGAACUUACUGGUUUGUUUUUCAUUGAUUUGAUAGUUUUUGGCACAGUUUCGUUAUAUUAUCCUUAAUUCAGGUCGUAUGGCUGGAAAUGUUCAUGGAAAAGGUGGAUCAAUGCAUAUGUAUACUGAUUCAUUUUAUGGUGGAAACGGAAUUGUCGGAGCUCAACAACCAUUAGGAGCUGGAGUCGCUCUUGCAAUGAAAUAUCGUGAACAGAAAAAUGUUUGUGUUACUUUGUAUGGAGAUGGAGCAGCAAAUCAAGGACAACUUUUCGAAGCAACAAAUAUGGCCAAAUUAUGGGAUUUGCCAGUUCUUUUUGUUUGUGAAAACAAUGGAUUUGGUAUGGGAACACCAGUUGAAAGAUCAUCGGCUUCAGUUGAAUAUUAUACUCGUGGAGAUUAUGUUCCGGGAAUUUGGGUUGAUGGUAUGGAUGUUUUGGCUGUUCGUGAAGCAACAAGAUGGGCUAAAGAAUAUUGUGAUAGUGGAAAAGGACCAUUGAUGUUGGAAAUGGCAACUUAUAGAUAUCACGGACAUUCUAUGUCUGAUCCAGGUACAAGUUAUCGUACUCGUGAUGAAAUUCAAGAAGUUCGUAAAACUCGUGACCCAAUCACUGGAUUCAAGGAUCGUAUUAUCACAGCUUCAUUGGCCACCGAAGAAGAACUCAAAGCAAUUGACAAAGAAGUUCGUAAAGAAGUUGAUGAAGCAUUGAAAAUUGCUACAACUGACGGAGUUUUGCCACCAGAAGCUCUUUAUUGCGAUAUUUACCAUAAUACACCAGCACAACCAGUAAGUUGCAAAAGUUUAACUAAAUCAAUAAUUAUUUUAUUUCCAAAUUAAUUUCUAGGUUCGCGGAGCUCUCAUCGAAGAUACCAUCGUUCAACCAUACAAAACAUCAGCCGACCUUCUCAAAGCAAUUGGAAGAGCAUAA